Capronia coronata CBS 617.96 is the source of this 1569-nucleotide messenger RNA. RefSeq lists its product as uncharacterized. Gene Ontology annotation, biological process: cell division. The coding region runs from base 1 to 1569 and encodes 522 amino acids. Gene Ontology annotation, cellular component: plasma membrane. The record is from RefSeq and is a predicted model, not a curated record. The transcript is spliced from 2 exons. NCBI's taxonomy places the organism in Eukaryota, Fungi, Ascomycota, Eurotiomycetes, Chaetothyriales, Herpotrichiellaceae.
AUGUCCGCUGGGCAUUCUGAACCUCAGGUUCUGUAUAGUGUGAACAAUAUCUCGGCCUUCUCUGUACAGAAUGGCGAGGAGCAUCCUAUCACCAACUCCCCCCAAACCCUUUCGCUGUUGAUGGUGCCAACAGCAUCACCGUUCGCAGAUCUAUCGGCCACAGAACCAACCAGCUCAGCGCCCGAGGAGGAUUUCUAUCUGCACCUUCACCUGCCUCCCGAACUCGACGUACCGUUGCCUGCGACUACCCAGGUCUACUUCAAGCCUCCGAGCAGCUAUUUGAUACCGCGCUGGGACUUGGGACCCGACGCUGGUGCAUUCAUCCGCAUCCAGUUUCCUUCGAUGGGCCGUGGCCCCGGGAAAGUUACUCAGGAAGAGGUUGAUACAUUUGAAACAAUCCUCGCUCAAUGUACGGCGUUUCUAGAACGAGCUCCGGCCCAUGCUCAAGACUGGGGACGAUAUGACCCCAGCACAUAUCGUCCGGGGGAGGGGUACAUCAGUCCUGCUGGCGUGACAAACAAUGAACCGCAUCAUGGUCAAAUUGUUCUGAUUGAUGAAGAGAAUGGCAGCGUUGUUGGAGAGCUGCAGAACGAUUACGAUGUGGUUGAAGCUCCAUCAGUGAAACCUGGAUCCAAGACCCCCGUACAGAUUCAAUUGCCUGCCGAAGGCCAAGGCAAUCAGAUCCGGAUCGACAAUGUCUCGGAUGAAUACCUUCAGAUGGCAAGACAUCCAGCAUAUGCCAAGUCCACCAUUGUGCAAUCAUCCGCGACCGCCUCCCGACUGAUCGUGACGAGCUCCAACUAUCUCGCGAAUGCAAUGUCAUCUGGUGCCGAGUCAUACCAGCGGAAAACGCAGCCAAGUCCCAAGCCUAUGACCUUUUCGCCUGCGACCCAUGCGCGAAUCAGACAGAUUCAUUCUUUCACCCAAGGGGCUGUAGGUAUCAGCACCAAAACUGUCGGUCAAUUGGGACGAUAUGCACAAAAUUUCGGUGCGAGUUUGGCACGCAAAGGCGAAAAGAACAAGAGGGAACCAGGCAAAGAUUACAAGCCUGGCAUCCUCAACAAAUCCAUGAUUGCCUUCUCGACUAUUGCUGAUGGUAUUGACCAGGCAGGCCGCAACCUUUUGGCUUCCGGCUCCGUCGCCGCGACCAACGUGGUCGGCCACAAGUAUGGCGAGGAGGCCGGGACUGUGGUGCAAGGAUUGGCGGGGGGCGUGAAGAACGUCGGCCUUGUCUACAUCGACGCAAUGGGAGUGUCAAGAAGGGCGGUCAUCAAAUCCGUGGCUAAGGGCAUGGUGGUUGGCAAAAUGCCGAAUGGACAACAAUUGGUGGUCGGCGCGGGCGAUGGAGGAGUUGUGCCGGCUGAUUCCCUGCCUUCAGACCGCAAAUCCGACAAAUAUAGUCCUGCCGACGUGGUGUACGGAGGGGCAUCACAGGCUGGCGUUAGUCAGCCAGGCUAUGGAAUCGAGAACUAUGGCAAUGCUGCGAAUAGACCGCCGGCAUAUUCUUCCGGGGUUGGAGAACCGCUGGGCUCGACCUUGCAGGGGCAGAACGUGCGAGAGAAGCGAUGA